AUUUGUAUUUACAGGCUAAAUUUCAUUCACUCGCACAAUACAGUACACCAUGCUGAAUCGUGCGUUGCGAAGCAUCGUGCGGCCGCAGCGGAAUCGGGGGUCUCAGCUGCAUCGGUGUCAUGGAACAGUGGUGAGCUACUACGACAGCCAAUCUGGCCAGCAUGUAACCUAUACGGACGCUAUUCACAUCCACGGCCUUCACUUUGGGUCGUUAGACGAGGUCACGACUAGUGUCCAAGGCCUCGACUCCAUCACCGCGACCCACGCCAACAUCAAGACACUUCCACUGGAACAUGGAAAGCCUGUAUACUUGACGUAUCCUCCAUGGACCCCUUCCUCGUCGUCACCUCCUUUAGCAGUCAACCUUUCUUGUACAUCUCCACGUGAGGACUGGAACGACGUCCUCGCGCAGUGUGCUGCCGCCACGAAGCUUGGACUUCCUAUCAAGGCCACACUCGCCCAUGCAUUUGCCUCGUCCGAUGUCACGAUCCAAUUGGCCGGGAGCUUACUUGCAGAUGCAGGCGUGGGGAUCAUCACGCUGGAUGACAGCGUGGACCAGUUGGCGGACGAAGACAACCUGCUCGAAGCCUUCGAAGCCCUCACGUGGUGCGACGUGGUGGGACUGCCCAUGAAGCAGCGCAUCGGUUUCCGCGGCUCCGCUCACACGUCCGAGGACCUUCUCCUUCUAGCCGUGCAGGAACACGAGAUCAAGCACUUCGACGUAUGCCUUCAAGGCGGAGUUCACGCUGUGACGCCAUCCCACCUCGCGCAAGUGCUCGAUACCGCGGGUGUCCCCCAUCACCUUGUCCUUUAAUACAAGGUCAACUUUGGCUUCUAGUAUUUGCUUGAUCGCCUCUCGUAUGCACCUACGUUCCCUUGUUCACCCUGCACCUACGUCCUCCUGCACUCGCC
Molecule: messenger RNA, 912 nt
Organism: Aphanomyces astaci
Lineage: Eukaryota; Oomycota; Saprolegniomycetes; Saprolegniales; Verrucalvaceae
Exons: 1
Coding region: 50-814 (254 amino acids)
Source: RefSeq, a predicted model, not a curated record